Messenger RNA from Dromaius novaehollandiae (emu), 7168 nucleotides. RefSeq lists its product as uncharacterized. NCBI's taxonomy places the organism in Eukaryota, Metazoa, Chordata, Aves, Casuariiformes, Dromaiidae. The transcript has 6 exons. Gene Ontology annotation, cellular component: B cell receptor complex; external side of plasma membrane. The coding region runs from base 4950 to 5663 and encodes 237 amino acids. The record is from RefSeq and is a predicted model, not a curated record. Gene Ontology annotation, biological process: B cell receptor signaling pathway; B cell differentiation.
UACAGCAUUCUUAUGCUAUGGGUACAGCACUUUAAACUUUCAUACUUGCCAGGCUCAAAGAACAGGCAGGAAAUACUUCCUUAACAUGAAGUAGAAGUUAAUAAUGAAGGACUGUGUUUAGGGUUAAACUGGUGGUAGGUGCAAAUUCUAAGCAGAUCUAAUUGAGCAGCAACUAAAGAAAGCAUGGGCCGUGGCUAGCUUUUCUAAUACCUAAUACCUUUUGGUGUUAGAAAGAAAAGUUGCAUUUUUCCUUUCUUCUGUUCAGCUCUAAUCAAUGUGGAGCUGUAGAAUCUAAUUCUGUUCACAUGUCAUUGGACAUUCUCUAUUUUGGAGAUACUUAAAAGCCAUCUGGACGCAAUCCUGGGCAACAUGCUCUAGGUGACCCCGCUUGAGCAGAGGGGGUGGACUAGAUGAUCUCCAGAGGUCCCUUCCAACCUCAACUAUUCUGUGAUUCUGUUAUUUUAAUUACUCACAUAAAAAUGCACAUGGCUCAGAUGAGUCAGGUCUGUCACUUUUACUGCAGUGGUAAUGCUGAAUUGUGCUUGGUGCAACACUGUGCAAAACACCGUAUUUCUGGCCAAUGCAAUAUAAAACUGAAAGAGGAAAUAUAUGGGUUUAAAAGAGAAAAAUAAGUGCCUUAUCGUUUAACAAGUCCCAAUCUAGAUCAUGUAAAAAUGACAUUUUAGUGUGGUAAUUGUUCUGAUGUAAUUCAGCUGCUCAGCAAUAAUUUCCCCCAUGUGGAGAUGCUAUUCAAGAACAAAUAAAAUGGAGUAAAAGGACUCUCCAGAACAGCCAUUGCGAAACAGCUUUGCUGGGAGAGCUGCACUGGUCAGCUUUUCCAUGUAGACAGUCUGUGUAUACUAACUGGUUGCAUCUAUUAAAAUCUCCACAGAAGCUGCCAUUUUCAGUUAUUGGGUGAAGAAAGAUAAUUUCAUAUUUUGCAUUGGUUAUUUUUUAUCCGUGGCAGUAAAUAAUUUGUGUUACACCAUCUACCCUGCCCUGGUAUAUCAAAAAACAUUUUCCUGCAACAUUAAGCUCAUAGGGGAAGCAUAUAGCCCCGUAACUGGGAUUGCUGCAGUAAAGCACGGUGAAAGCUAUUUUUAUUUUGUGCAUGUACUUGGAAAAUGAAACGUGUUCAGCUGAGUCAUGUUCCUUGCUUAAACACUUCUUCUCAUUCCUGCUUGGAUACCCCAUCUUGUAUAAUGGAUAUGCUGAGUAGGUUACACAGUGGUAUGAUUUCACUUUGUAUUUUUGUGACCAAGGUGGUAUUCACUAAUAUAAAUGUUGGUAACAGCAAGUCAUUCUGGUAGAUUAUAAAAAUUGAUUCUGCAUCUUCAGUAGGCAAAUUCCAUGGCCAAACCUGUUUGAGAAGUGCCUGGCCUGCGAGCAGUAUAGGAUGCUACAGCUGUUAACUCUGCACUGCUUUUGCAGAUGUCAGGUUGAUAUGUUUUUGGUAGGCUGUGUUGGAAUGAAUUCUGCCAAAACUUCCUGUUUGCAAUAUAAUAUAAGCAGGAAUACCUCAUUACCAGCUGGUUUAUCUAAUUGUGUGUGGGUGGGUUUUGGUUGUUUUUGUUUUUGUAAAUUGAAGUAAAAAAAAAACCAGAGACUUUUUGAUUUUAAAACAUAUAUAAUAUGGAGUUAUGCAAUUUGCCAUCAGGGAAUAAUUUGCCAGAGUCAAAUCUAAUAUUGCACCAGAAGCAUCCAGGGAGGUCGUCUGUUAAAAGGAUGGCAUUCCUGCUAGAUGGUGAUGUCAUUGCACACUUUUUGUUUUUUUCCUAGAAAAUCUCAGCCCAAGCAAAUGGAAGCCUGCAGACAUUCAGAUAUCUGUAGAGUAAUUAUCCUUUAGUAAUUAUCCUUUUUUUUCCCUGAUAUGUAUCAAGAUAGGAGAAAUAUUGCAGUGCUAUGUCAGGACUUCAUAGAUAAUCAGGCCGUUCCGUACCUAAGCACUACUUCAAACUGUAUAUCAGGUAAGAUACCCAAAGAAAGGAGGGUGGGUGUGAUGUUAUAAGCUGAGGAAAAAGUCAUGCAUACAAGCAGUCUAUUUGUGUUAUGGUAAAUACACUUUGUUUUUAAUUUUGGCUGGAGUUGAGGGGAAUAGCAGUUGUAGACCAGAAGAGCUAGGAGGAGACAGCAGAGCAGUUGGGUGGUGAGGAAGGAGAGGAUGUAAAGAGCAGUCAGGAUGAAACUGCUAUAGGAAGUCUGAAGUUCAGACUGUUCUGAAAACAGCUUAUUUUAUCCACAGUUCCUGGUUGCAAAACUUCCAAGAUACUUCUCUUGUGGGUCUGGCAGAAGAUCAGCUUAUUUGGCCUGGGAAGUAGAAUCUAUUCAUUUCUUCCUUCCAUGUAAUUUUUAGGGGUAGGAGCACUGGUGGCCUCAAGAGCUGGCAGAGACCUACUUGUGUUUGGGGAUGAAGAGUGGCUCUCAGCCCUAUUUUACAGUCUCCUUUUCCCAUGCCCAGUGACACCUUUGAAUGUUUUUUCUGUUGGCGCUAGGUUCCGAUAGCUUUAGCAUUGCUCAGUAUGUGAUGGGGCUUGGACAGCACAAGCCUCGGUUACAAAGUAGAAGGGAGCUGCUUCCAGAUGCUGAAGGGUUUUGCCCCUUUUCAGCAAACGUGCUUUUCCUUCCCAUUGCCCUGUUCUAUCUCAAAGACUUCUAAUUACAUCACCUUGGUGAAAUGGAUGUGUUGGUUAUUUGCACUUGCCAGAGAAUUUUUUUUUCUGUUAGUUUCUUGCUUUCUCAGAAAAGUUCAUCCGUAACCUUAUUUUUUUGGAAUGUGAUAUGGUAAGCAAGGUACAAAUCUACUUUAAAGCUAGAGAUAAUAGUUCUUCUUUCAUGAUAGCAUUUAUCUUGAAAGUCCUGUUGGCAAAUGUAUUAAUGCAGAAAUACAGACUAAUAUUUUUUCUAUUAUGUAAGAAUUAUGCGUUAGCUGCUGUUUUGAAAGUAAAUUUUUACAGAUCGCUUUUCUUUAAUCACUAGAUCAGGUAAAAGAAUUACUUGCACUCUAAAAAUGCAUUUGAAAAUUAACCGUGGUAUCCACAAGUAUCACAUGUGUUUUGUCAGUCUGUUUGCACUGUGGAGUUGUUUUUUUAAUAUUUGUUAUCAGAAAUCAAAUUGCAUGUUUUGUAUUUCUGUGCUAAUAGGAGUCAGAGGACAAUAUCAAACUGAGGUUUUGGUUGUUUUGUUUGGGUCAUAGUUGGACAAAAUUCAUAAUGUAUAUACCAUACAAAGAACAGAACUGCACUGAUUGUAAUGAGAAAUUACAGUCUGUUACAGGAUAAAAAACCCAGGUAAUAGUGUAUUUGAGUUGGGGGACAGGAGAUUCAUGAGUUAGUCACAAUAAAAGUGAAAUACCCCAUUUUCAAGCAAACCCUUUCUUGCAACUUUCUACAAUACUUGCUAUGAUUUGAAAAAGAUGCCGAAAAGGCAAGUUUGAAUAAAAACCACUUUUUUAAAAAAAAAAAGAAUCUGGUAAAAAUGCCUUUGACUUAGUACUUCAGUACUUUCAGUAUGUCCCUGCUGGUGUUCCCUGAAUGCUAUGGAGAAAAGCUUUGGGAGACAGUUUUGUGCAAAGCAUCCAGAAGAGCCCGGCCGUAACUCUCACUGCCUCUCCGAGGAUGGAGCCCCUCUGUGCUGAGCAGGGGCUCUGCAACCGUCUCUAACAUGUAGGUAAGUGAAAGUGCAGGUUUACAGAAUCCAAAACUGUUGAUGCAGUUUCAAAGGUUAAUUAAGAAUCAAUGGAAGAAACAGAAGAAAACCAAAAGGGAUCUUUCUAUUGUAGGUGCUUUCCUGAACAAUAUAGUCGUUACAUGUGAUGUACAUAUAAUUUGCCUGGCAGCAAAGCCAGCUUGAGAAAUUUUCACACCUUAUUUUACAAUUUAUUAAGAUGAGAGUUUGUGGGGCUGUGCUGUAAACCAGUGCAGUGAAGUAAACUGGGCUAAAAAUAAACCUCUUUCCCAACCACUUUUUCCGUGUGCUAAUUCAUGUCAUCUCUAGCAGUGGAUGCUUUGGGUUAAACUGAAGCAUCUUUCAGAGUAAAUACAAGCUGCUAUCAGCACUACUGAAAAAGCUUCACCUAGUCUCUAGACAAAAUAUGCUGUGUGCUGGAGUUGCCAGCUGCAUGCCUCAACUCAACACUAAAUCCAUAAACUUAAAUAUUUAAAUCAAGUUUUUUUUUUUUUUUUUUUAAGAUUUGGCUCACAUGUGCAUCCUUCAUUUAUUCUCCAUCUUUAAUCAGUGGUUCCAAAGACCUUACGAAUGUCAAUACUAACAAGUAUUCUAUAAUGGAAUAAUAUCCUUGGUAUAAAUUAUUUGCUUUAAUAUAGUCUUUCAUUCACUUCAGUUUAAAGGAUUUGUUUUGUCCUGACUAGCUAAAGGUCAUAAUGAAUUAAGUCAGCUGAAUACCAUCAGAAAUGGGGAUAGCCUAUGGCAAAGUCCUGCAGUCAAGCUUUCACAAUCUUUGUGAGAUUGGUGUUUGCUCCUAUCUUGUUUUUAUUCUACCUGUGGAUGUAAACGACACUGAAAAUUACUUCUGUAAGGUAGAUACUGAGGAGCAGGUGAACUGAUGCAUAUGAUUUUGUUGCUGACAAAUGAAAUAGUACCUGGUGUUAGCAGUAGGAUAUUUUAUAGAAAACACAAGUUCUUACUAAGUCAUUAAUGUAACUGUUUCACUUUGAAAGUCAUUCUAGGACUAGCUCAUGGUCACAAAUUUCCUAUUAUCAUCAUGUUCUAUUUGAUUUUUUUUUUUUUAACAUCUGUCAUGACAAUUUUGAUGUUGUCCAAUGGAGCAUGCUUGUGGGACAAUUUUAUCUGACCUGUUCCCAUUGCAUUUGAAAGAUCUUCUGCCAAGGGAAUAAGACUGAACAAGUGGAGAAAAUGGAAGCAAUGUUUUGUCUUCCACAUGCUUAGCCAGGCCAGAGACACCCUGAUGUGAGUGCUAAUCGUCUAGAGUGAUGAUCGCAAUUACACUGCAAGUUAUUUUGAUAAUGGGUUUUGACUCCUUAGGUAAGUCCUUAGCUACAAGUCCAAAGAAUUUAUCAGUCAUCCAGACACCGACGAAAGUACACUUAUCAGUUGGAGACUCCACUGAAAUUGCAUGUAUUUGGGAAAAAAUCAGUUUGAUUGAGAGGUAUAGAGUAAGCUGGUAUCUUGUCAAUGAAGAGAACAUCACAAAGACUGUAACAUCGGACCUUGUCUACAUGUCCAAUGUCGCCCGUGAAAACAAGGAUGUGCUAGUGAUAGAAGCUGCCAAUGUAAAUAACACUGGACUUUAUUACUGUGAGGUAAUUAUUGAAAUACCUUUCUGUGAAAGAGUAUAUGGAAGUGGAACGAUGCUGACUGUUGGGAAGAAAGAUAUAAUUGCAGAAGCUGACUCACGGGAAAAGAGAGAGAUGGCCAUUUUGGCCAUCAUUCCUUUCUUAGUGGCAGUGGGAAGCUUAUAUCUUUGCUACAAAAAGAAACAGGACUCCAAACUUCCUGGUUCUGCCCAAUUUCUUAUGCCAGAAGAAAGACAUCAGGAGGAGCAGAUGCUUCAGGUAGCCAAACUUCAUGGGAGAAGUGAAUCCAUCAACGAAGCAGCUGAAGAAAACUUAUCAUGUAAUUCUGCUGAAUGGGCUGUGUCUACACUGUAUGAAUCAUACGAUCUUUUUUACAAUGAACCAAGAUAAAAGAUGGCAAAUCCAUUGUGACUACUGUGUAUCCAGCGCAGCAGAUGAACAAAUCCCGUGAAUGAGGGCAGCUGAAGAGUCAAGAACAAAAGUGAGACAAGGAUUCACUAUCUGCUUUGACACUGAGAACUACAGGAUCAUGUCAUGAAUAACCAAUAUGGAUAAAGAUCUAUGAGACUGAAAACAAUACCAUAAUUUGUUGCUGAAAUAUAGAUUACGUGAGUCUGCUGUCAGAAGCGCGUCAGUGGGACAAUAUGCCAGAACAGAUGUUGGUUCAGAACAGUCUCUGAAUGUUUUGUCAUUGACUUUAUCAUAAGGAGUCUGAAUUUGGAGGUUGUUGUUUUAGAAGGCUGUCUUCAACUCUACCCCCAACAUCCAGAGUGCAGAACUAAUAGAAGAUACAUUGUCAUACUUCGAAAGUCUUCUAGAUUGAACAGCAUUUUUCAACAAAAGUGUUACUUCAGGCAGCCAAGCACUGGCUGCCUGAAAUUUGAUGGCAAUCAUUCAACCAAAUAGGUAGGUACUACAUAUAGGAUGAAAUCUGAUUCCUGAAGCAGUCAUCAGUGCUGACUACAUCUUAGCAAGGGUGAUAGGCUAAAAGGCAUUGCUUUCCUGUAGAAAGGGACUGUUGAUGUUAAUUCAUUCACAAUAUUAAAAGCCUUCCAGAGAAGGUAGUCUCCUAUGGACAAUGAAAUACUCAGUUUAAAUGAAAUUAUAUAUAAUAGAAUUAUAUAUAAUUAUCAUUUAAUUGUGGGGAGGCUUGGAGCACAUAGAUGUUAACGCUUAUUCCACUUUUGCCCAUUCUAAAACUAGAGCAUCACUGAAGAAAUAAAUCAAAACUAAAAAUGCAAGUAAAACCUGACUUCCAAGGUCUGAUCAGAGAUGAAGAGUAGUGACAAUAAAGCUGAUUGCAAUUUUCCAAGGACUACUGAAUUCUAAGAACAGAUAUCUGAAAUGUAUAUGUAUUUAUGUAACCAGGAUUGUUUUGUCUUCUGUUAGAGUUCUUUCAGAGCCAAGCUGGAGGUUAGAGCAUCUCAUCAGCCAUGCAGGGAGAAACAGCUUCAUUGCUCUUAAGUUUUUGUCACAACUUGUAUUUGAACAGUGCAGUAAACCCAGACUAGCUUCCCUAAAGCCCUUAAAAAAUAGCUUGCUUAUUUUAAAUAUGUGACUGGUUUGCUACUUAAUGGUUUAUAUUGAAAUCUCUGUGGUUGUAAAGAAUGACUCUCUCUCUCUCCAGCACAUCUAUGCUGUAGUGACCACAGUUCACAAAGCUACCUCUUAGGUUACUGUAGCUCGGCUUUGGCUCACUGUUUGUGUGUCUGGUUUCCUGGGUUGUUCUGUAACCUCCCCUGAAUGCCAUUCUGCAGUGAAUACACUGCUGUCUAUACAUAUGCUGUAAUCACUGCGUUGUGAAUAUACACGGUACGAGAGAAACACAAUUUUCAAUAUUACAUUUCUUGGUGUUUAUGUAUAACUUGAAUAAAACAAGAGGAUUUUGUCUUUUC